CCACCUAUAGGUUAUGACGAUGCACAUAUGAACUUGUUAUGAUAGAAUCCUUUUAUCUAUGAUUAGGCCUAACUAACUGAGAAGAACGCUUGUGUAAUUGUGUCUGGUCAGGUGUGAUUGAUAAAAAACUAAAAAGUUUGAAGUCUUCAGACUGAAGUGUAAAUUAUGAUUAUCCAACAAGGAACUGAUGUUGAAAUGAAAAAUGCUGAAGACCAACAGACUGGUAAUUCUAGCACUGAAGGAGAGACCGUAAAACAAGAUACAGAUCUUUUGACGAUAGAAGACCUGAAGGAACACGCUCGCCAUAUUGAAAAGUCAGUCAGCUCCAAGGAACCUCGCUUUAUAUUUCGAGUACUUCGUGCUUUAGUGACAACAAGAAAAAAAUUAAAUUCUAAAGUUCUGAGGAAGAUCAUCUGUGGCUUUUAUACCCAUUCUGUUGAGCAGCGGGAUAGCUUGUUAACAUUUGUUGAUGAACCUAUGGACACUGAGGGGCAAGCUGUUGCUUUUAAGGCUCGCACAGGAAAAGCAGCUCAGUUGCCACUGCUUCCUGAAUUGGACGUAUACUUCCACUUGCUUGUCCUAUUGUACUUGAUUGACUUGCAGCGAAUUGAUCAGGCUGUUAAGUGCUCAAAUCUACUAAUGCAGAAGGUACAUGGCAACAACAGGCGUUCUCUGGACUUACUUGCUUCAAAAUGCUAUUUCUACCACUCACGCUGCUAUGAACUCGCUGACCACCUUAAAGACAUAAGAAGCUUCUUACAUAGUCGUCUUAGAACAGCAACUUUAAGAAAUGAUUACGAAGGGCAGGCAGUUUUGCUGAACUGUUUACUGAGAAACUACCUUCAUUACAACCUUUAUGAACAAGCAGCCAAACUGGUAUCCAAAUCUGUGUUUCCAGACAUGGCCUCCAAUAACGAAUGGGCAAGGUUUUUAUAUUACCUUGGAUGUAUUAAAGCCAUUCAGCUGGAAUACUCAGAAGCUCAUAAAAACCUUUUGCAGGCAAUCAGGAAGGCACCACAGCACACUGCUGUAGGCUUUAAACAAACGGUAAACAAGUUGGCAAUUACUGUAGAACUUUUACUUGGAGACAUACCAGACCGUUCAAUUUUUCGCCAACCCACCCUUCGUCGAACUUUAGCUCCAUAUUUCCAGCUGACCCAAGCUGUACGCACUGGCAACUUGGGUAGAUUCAAUGAGGUUCUGGAAAACUUUGGAGCAAAGUUUCAAGCAGACCAUACUUAUACUCUUAUAAUUCGACUUCGUCACAAUGUCAUUAAAACUGGAGUGCGAAUGAUUAACCUCUCCUACUCACGUAUCUCAUUGGCUGAUAUAGCACAAAAGUUAGAGCUGGAUAGCUCAGAAGAUGCUGAAUUUAUUGUUGCCAAGGCCAUCAGAGAUGGGGUUAUUGAAGCAACAAUUGAUCAUGAAAAAGGAUGUAUGCAGUCCAAAGAAAACAUUGAUAUUUAUUGUACUCGUGAACCUCAAGCUGCUUUUCAUCAAAGAAUCAGCUUUUGCUUAGACAUUCAUAACCACUCUGUUAAGGCAAUGAGGUUUCCUCCAAAGUCUUACAACAAAGAUCUGGAAUCAGCCGAGGUGAGAUUGUGUUUUGUUUUUUUAGCAAUAUUUUUAUCUCUCAAAAUACAUGAAAAUGCUAUUUCUCUAUUUCAGAUUCAUUAAAUAGAGAGUCGUCAA
Molecule: messenger RNA, 1692 nt
Organism: Limulus polyphemus (Atlantic horseshoe crab)
Lineage: Eukaryota; Metazoa; Arthropoda; Merostomata; Xiphosura; Limulidae
Gene: Rpn3
Product: 26S proteasome non-ATPase regulatory subunit 3-like
Exons: 11
Coding region: 166-1677 (503 amino acids)
Biological process (GO): regulation of protein catabolic process; ubiquitin-dependent protein catabolic process
Cellular component (GO): proteasome regulatory particle, lid subcomplex; proteasome complex
Molecular function (GO): enzyme regulator activity
Source: RefSeq, a predicted model, not a curated record